Guillardia theta CCMP2712 is the source of this 732-nucleotide messenger RNA. RefSeq lists its product as hypothetical. The transcript has a single exon. The coding region runs from base 1 to 732 and encodes 243 amino acids. The record is from RefSeq and is a predicted model, not a curated record. Lineage: Eukaryota; Cryptophyceae; Pyrenomonadales; Geminigeraceae.
AUGAUUCUAUCUGCUUCUUGUCUCGUGCUUCUCUCCGUCAUGCUCCUCCUCUUGCUCUCUCGAUGUUCUGAAAUCCGAGUUCUUGAAACCAAGGAAAAGGAGCUCGAGAAGCAUUUCAAUUUUGUGGAUAACCUGUGCUCACAAGUGAAUGAGCAAGAUCUCCAAGCGAUGAAACUAUUAGUGGAUGAUCUCUGCAAACAGACAACGACUGAUGCCAUCCAAUGCGCCAUCGCACGAUUGGAGAGCUGCUGCUCGUCCGAAGGGUCGCACAAUCUACGUAGGUGUUACUCGACGCCUUGGCCAAAGGAGCAAUUCCUGUCGUCAAACUGCAGAGUGCAGACAAAUGCAUGCUCUGCAUUGCAGCAAACAGACAUGCACACUCGAUCUAUCAAUGGUGAACUCAGAUGCAAUUCUUCGCCGACGUUCUGCGAGAGCCCGAGAUCGUACGAAGGUCCAGGAUGCUCACCGAUCAGCCUCUUAGACCCCACGAACACGAGAGAUUACCGUCAUUCUGAUGUUGGCUGUGGAUAUUAUGCCUAUGAGAUGGAGAGCAAGAGUGGCUGCGGACGGGUGAGCAUCAAGAGGAGCAAUUCAUUCUCAGAUGGGACGCAACGAAUGAGGGGCCCUUCGGGUCGCAGAGGAUCAAAGUUUUCUAGCGGAUCCAAGUUCUACGCUCGAAUCAUUGCUAACAGGGCGGCGUUUGAUCACAAAUGCAACUCUUUUUAUUUGUGA